UCCGUCGUGUUGUUUUUCUUGCGUCAAGUGCGUCAUAAGAGUGCGUACGCGUGUAUCAUCCACGUAAAACAGUUCUGUCGGUCCCCGUUGAUUUCUUGUGUGAUCGUUGAAUAAGAUGCGCGUUGAAAAUGUUGCAAGAGGAAGCUCUGUACAACAGCACAUCCCCUCAGAAAGGCGAUGAAAUUCAAAAACUCAAUUUUAUACAAACAUUACCAAGCCUCUUAGCCACAGACUCAGAAUCAUGUAUGACCCAUGUGAUACCAAAAGUGCAACAGUCAUUGGCUACUGCAUCCACAGAAUUCCACAUUGCAGCUUCAUCUACAUUCAAAACAAUCCUAGAGCAGAAACUUGUCAACCAUAAUGUAUUCAGUCGAACAUUCCUCCAAAGUAUCUUAAAUUCGCUUGAAAAGCGUGAUCCAGUUAUCUGUCAUGCAUGGCUGGAGACCUUACUGGAUGUGAUAGAGUUACUGCCGGUAGAAGUCAUAAGAAAGCAGAUUCUUCCAUUGACUGUAAGCAAAGGACAAUUGUCACAACCUAUCUACUCCAGGAUAAUAUGCAGCAAGAUAUUAGGAAAGAUUUGUACACGAUUUGAUUCUGCUCUGAUACAGAAGGAAGUUCUACCAAUGGUACACUCCCUCUGUCAGGAUGUAAAUAGUGAAGUACGAGCUAGUAUCUGCUUGCAGCUACGUUUUGUUGCUGAAGGCCUUGGUGCUGAGUCUGUAAAAUCUGCUUUGCUACCAUCUCUAGUAGAAUUAGCAAGUGAUGAAGAAAGCAAUGUAAGAUGCGCGUCUGUACAAACUAUAGCGUAUUUGCUACCUCAUCUUCAGGAAGAUACAAUAAAAACUACCAUAGUGCCACUUGUUAAAAAAUUAUGCGAAAAUACACAGUCUGCGCAAGCAGACGAUAACGUGAUAUGCGUCAUUGCUCAGGAGUACGGAAAAAUUGUACUUGGCCUAGAAAAAUGCCUAUUACCCACGGAAAGAACAUGGUUUUUAAAAUAUUUUCAACAACUUGCACAAAUGGGUAUUGUUUCCAUAAGAAAAGAAUCUAAACCCCAUCUUCCAUUUAUGAACAGUAAUUUCGACGAAGAUGAAAGAUAUAUCGAAUGCAGAAGGUGUUGCGCUUUUAAUCUGCCUGCAAUGUUCAUCUUUGUGUCAAAUUCCGCGGACGAUACGGAUGCUCUACUUCUUACAUUUACCGCUUUAGCAAAUGAUCACUAUUACUUGAUCAGGAGAACUGUGGCAUGUGGAAUUCACGAAGUGGCCAAGGUGUUAGGUCCGAAAAGUGGACGGAUAAAACCGGAUCUAGUAAAGUUGUUGAAAGAUAACUCCGAAGAAGUUCUUCAAGGUUUAGUUCCUCAUAUAGGAUUAACACUUGAUUGUUUAGCCGAAAGUCAAAUUAUUGGUGUAGAUAGAAUGGAUUCCACUGUUAUGGAAAUAGGUAGGGCAUUAUUGAAAUGCGAGUCGGAAAUAGCAGGAACACACAAUUGGAGAUUAACAUCGUUGAUGCAUUCACAGCUUGAAAUAUUGCCUAAAUAUUUUCCAAGUGACUUUAUAUAUACGUAUUUCGUGCCAAUGGCUUUUUUCAGAGUAUUACAUGCUAGACCAAUACCUGUACGUCUCGCGGCAGGAACACUAUAUCUUUUUCUUUUACGUUACAACAUGAAACCUAUGCAAAGAGUAGAACUUCGUAGCAAGUUAUAUUCAGAAUUGGCUAAUAGUCCGAAUUGUUACGUGAGAAUGAUGUUCGUUCGGAUAAUGAUAGAGGCCUUGGAAAUUUUCUCUUCGGUGUAUUUCAAGGAGCAUUUUUACUCUACGUUAUUGAACUUGGCAGAAGAUCCUGUAGCUAAUAUAAGAAUGAAAGUAGUUUCUCUGUUGCCUCAGUUGAAGUGUCAGCUGCGGAUACCGGCUGAUAAAAAAUUGUUAACUGAGCUAGAAGCGACUAUAGCACAUUUAAUAAACAGUGAAAAAGACAGGGAUGUGCUUGCUGUGUUGGCUAAUGUUAUAAAAAAAUUGGACGACAUAGAACUUAAAUACGAAGGUCGAACUCCAUCUGGAGUACUUUCGAAACAUGACAUCGAGGAUACUAGAAACCCAAACGGAGGGGCUACAAUGAAAAAAGGUGGAUGGCGACGAACGACUGGCGAAAGCUCAACGAAACCGCUAUCGCAGACAUCAUCGAAAGAUAGCGUAGGGUCUGCUCGUCAAUCAAGCGAUGGACCAAAACCGAGAAUUCAACUAACACAUCCUUGGGAAAGAAUAGGGCAUACCAACUCAAACAUUAGUACAAGCCAUACUAACUUUGACAAUGGAUCAUGCAGUGAUUAUGUAAUGCAAAAGGCAUCACAGCGGAGCCGAUUGAAAUUAGCAUUGCCGUUUAUAUUGUGGCCGGAAUCGUGUGAAUGCGCAGACUACUCGGAGGACUACGGUUUCCAUUCGUGUCCCUCGUCCGAUUACGGAAAAUCCGUAUUCUCGGCGAUCAUGAGGGAGAACCGGCGACGGUCCCAGCAAAAUUUCCUACUAACACGAGAUUACGCCCGCGAGUUUUCCACUAACAUUGCCAGCAAGGACACUGCCACUGUAAGAACGCUUGCAGCUCACUAUAACUCUUGUUGGCCUUGUAGCUCGAUGCCUGAGAUACCGGUAAUGCUGUCGGACGACGAGUUCCUCGUGGACGCUGGUAUCAGGAUACCAGUGCAAUUCUCGCAGAGCACCUCCAAGAUACCGCACUUGCAAGACGUCCUAUUUGGCAAAAGGAGAAGCAUGUUCAACGUGAAUCGCGUCAGGCCUUCCAGUAUGAACUUCGACAAGGGAAAACCUAAGAGAAAUUCCUCCGUGGAAUUCGAGGACUGUUUGAAACGAAGAACAAGCGACCAGCCUAGUGACAUCAGAACUUCUAUCGAUUGUGAAGACGGUUUGAGACUGGUGAAGAAGAAUCAACAGCUGUGUAAAAAGGAUCCUUUGUACAUCAACCCUCUGAUGAGAGCUAGGUUUGGAUUCGCUUUGAAUCAGGACAGGACAUUGGACGACAAGAUGAAACGACGAAACUCGUUGGUAUUGGAGAAGGACAAGCCGAAGAUUCUACAGUCAAAGUGUACAUUGGACAGGACUAAGAGGAACUCUGCUAACUUUAGUUUAAAGAUGCUCGAGACGAAAGACACUAAGCCUAUUCUGAAGGAUCAGCACAGCUUAGAAGUGACCGACUACAGACCGUUGGAACGGCUGAGCCGAGCGCUGAGACGGUGCUCGACGCUAGACGUGAAUCAUAAUCAGGGACAUAGCAAAAUACCGUUAAGAAGUUCUGUACGUCGUAGUAGAACCGCGCCAGCCACAAGGGCUUCCAGCCCAGUUGGUUCUCAGUUGAGGUACGAGGAGAUCGACAAGUUGUGCCGAAAGUUCUAG
Habropoda laboriosa is the source of this 3401-nucleotide messenger RNA. Its product is annotated as serine/threonine-protein phosphatase 4 regulatory subunit 4-like. Bases 129 to 3401 code for a protein of 1090 amino acids. The transcript is spliced from 17 exons. Gene Ontology annotation, cellular component: protein serine/threonine phosphatase complex; cytosol. The record is from RefSeq and is a predicted model, not a curated record. Gene Ontology annotation, molecular function: protein binding; protein phosphatase regulator activity. Lineage: Eukaryota; Metazoa; Arthropoda; Insecta; Hymenoptera; Apidae.